GGCGCUAUUGUUUACAAUGGCUGUGUGAGGAUGAAUCUCAUUCUUGUUUACCGUUUCAAGAUGCUACAAUGAUUUCGAUUAUUUCGCUCAUUUGAUCUGAUAUGGUUUUUGUAAAGGAAAAACAUGGAUCCGAUAAACGUGAAAACUUCACGCAUAGAUGAAAAUCAAGAUUUGGUGGCAAAUAUUUCGGAGAGAAAAAGUGUCAAUAUUGAUGCUUGUGAUGCUGAUGAUGCCAUUGCGGAAGACAAGAAAAAUGACAACGAUGAAUGCGACACCGAUGACAGUAAACAUAAAGACAUUUCUUCAUCAGACUUAGCUGUGACACCUCAAGAAUCUAAUGACGGUAGUUCAAGCGAAAUAUCGGAUUCUGAAGCCGCUAACGGUUCUGAUGAAGCUAAUGAUUCAAAAUAUAGUUUGAGUGCAGAUCAGGAGCAUUUGUUUUUCUCUAACAACAAUGGGCCCGUUUUUCCUGCUCGUCACAACAGGGAUUUACAGAUGUCACUUUCUCAUACAAGUGUAGAGCAAAACUCUCUAUCCAAUCAUGAUGAUGAGCAUAAUUUCCAUUCUAGUAACAUUUUAUCAAAAAAGCCUAUUGGAUUAUUUAAUGAUGAAGAAAAAACAUCUGUUUUAAAAUCUCUUAAAAGAUCAGCUUCAUUUUUGUCUUCAAACCAAGAGCCAAAUUUUCUUUCGAGCAGCAAUAUAUCUAGCUCCAUUAAUCAGGAGAGUAUAGGUUUUAAUAAAAAUGGUGCUCACUCAAGUGCAGAUGGCGAAGCAGAAUCCUUGCCACCACUAAAUGCAUCAUUUUUCAACUGCCAGUUUCAAACACCUAGCUGGAUUGAUGACCCAUUAAUAGGAGUUCCUCCUAGUGCCAUGGAAAACAAAAAUACUCACAGGAAAACUGGUGCAGACAUGAGAAUUUUAACUGCAUAUAUGAGAUCUUUAAACGAAAUGAGAUUGCCUGAAGCUAUACCACCAACUGAACUGGAUAAGUACUUGUCAUCAUUCUUUCUGGUAGUAAGAAAAGCUGAUGGCAGUGAGUAUGAACCUUGUAGUUUACGAGCCAUGCUGGCAAGUAUAGAAAGGUAUUUGCGAUUCAAAAAUUAUCCCUUAUCACUGACAAGAGAUUCUGCAUUUUCUAAUAUGAGAAAUGUUUUGAAAUUAAAACAACAAACAUUACGCUCUAUAGGUAAAGGUCAGAAAGCACCAAGUGAGGUAUCACCAUCAUCUUUAGCUAGAGAAGGCAAAAUUUCACAACUUUUCAAAUCUCAGGAAAUGGGACCUUACACACCAAGCUCAGUUGUAUUUACUCUAUGCUUUUACUUCUGCAUGUACUUAAGGCUUCGUAAAUCAACAGAAAACAAGAAGCUAAUGUGGGGAGAUAUUGUCCUCUGUAAAGAUGAUAGCGGAAGAGAGUUUCUUACUUUUUCUAGUCAGAUGCUGAGACGUACUCAAAGUUCUUCAAAAUUAAACUUGAAGCAGCGAAUUUUUAGAGUGUGGGCAGAUCCUACUUGUCCUGAAAAAGACCCAGUGACAAUCUACAAGUUUUAUGCCCAAAAGCGACCCACAUCUAUGAAUACAAAUUUUGCCCCAUUUUACUUAGGAAUUAAUGUUUUGUAUCCUACUCAGGGCCAAUUGUGGUACAGGCCAGCUGCAAUGGGAAUCAAUAAGCUGAACGAAAUGGUUAGGCAAAUAAGAGAUAUCACUGGGGUCCGUAGCACUUCUGAUUUUCACGGAGAACUUAAUUUUGGAGAAAAGCGCACAUCAGAUUUAGAUUUGGGUAGUCGAGAUGAUCAAAGUCCAUCUCAUGAUUUGGCUGAUAAACAAGAUUCUGAAUGUGAAGUGAAAAUGGAAGUCGGAGAGGAUGGCGAAGAAGAUGAUCUGAAUUCAAAUUUGGCCAUUGAUUUUAGUCAUGAACAGUCUGACCCACCGUUGGAUUGUUCUCAACACAAUGGAUCAGCAGCUUCAUUCUCACACAUAGGAUUGACAGCAGUAAACAGCGGAACACAUCCUGUUUUUUCAGAUGGAGAAAAUAGCAAUAGCUCCUCACAGCAAUCAAUUUCUGCUAAUAUAAAUGGAGACCUGAACACUGAAUUACGGAAUGGUAAGGCAGAUAAAGAAAUUGAUCUAACUAAAGACAGCAACACUGAUUACCCUUUAAACUGUUCGACUAAAGGAAGAGCCAACUAUACCAUUUCAGAAAAUUUCAACCAAUUUCUCAAUCCAGUUGCUUCAUUAACAGCAGAAGUUGUAAGUGUGAGUGAAGCAAAGCAACACUUAAUGGAAAUGGUGAGAAGAAUGGACUUGUCUGACCUCCAAGAAUUUGAUCAGUGGCUGAAAAAAGUAAAGUUCAGUUCUGAUCCCCUAUCAGGUGAAGUUGUUUGUAAAGUUGAAGAGUCAAUGAAUGUAAAAGCAACUAGCAGUACCAGUGCACAGGGUGCAAAUAUCAUUUUGAAUAUAUCACUAACCCCCCAGGCCUUGCAGGGGGAGGGUCCCAUAACUGUUACAGCACAAACUUCCAUUCCUUCAGAGCAGCAGCAUAGUUCUUCCAGCAGCAAAAUCAAUUCUCACCUUAGCAAGAACAUUUCAGCCUCUAAACACUCUUCUACUUUUUCUUUGGGUGGCUUGCCACAUUCGACUACCACCUCAUUGCCAAGUCAAUCAUCAGCCGAUAAACCGUUGGACUUAGUGACGAGUCCGGUAAGUAGAAAUACAAAAUCUUCACUUUUAACGUCUCAUGCAAAAUCAAGUCGAUCACAUGGAAGCAAUGGCAUUUUUCCAUCAUUGACCACUGCAAGUGGAUCUUCUGGUUUUGAUUCCUCGUUAGCCAAAAGGUUAAGGCUAUCAGCAGAGCAGGCAGAAGCUUACACUAGUGCCUCCAUCAUGGCUGGGUUAAGCUCUAACUUUGUUAACGAGAGGUUGCGUCUUCAGUUGAUGCAGGCAGGCCUUCGAAUGGGAGAGUAUGGCUUGGAUGCGCACACUGCCAGCUUCAUGGAUGUAGCCAAUUCAGAAGCACUGCGUGCUCAACUCCUGCAGCACUAUGGAAUCAAAUCUGAACCAAAAUAAGCUAGUUAAAUUACCUUGUAUCUGCUACCUCUAUUUUUAAUCACAAUGCCUUUAAAUUAUUUAAACUCAAAAAAAAAUUUGCUUACGUGAUUUUAAUAACUUUUUAAAAAUGUUAGUUUUAUGCAUGGUUAAGGGCAGUUAAAAUUUUAGCACAUUCUUAGUCAGAUUAUUUUAAAAUGCAAAUGUUGUUUAGCAUGGCUUAAUUUUUACUUAAUUUUAAUGAUAAAAACGGCUGAAAUGUUACACCCAGCAAUUUUGUUGUUUAAACGGUCACAUCUUUCAAGGAAAUUUAUUGAAAAUAUUUAACCUCAACUGAUCUCUUAAUUUGUGAUAACUAUUUUAUUAUCUUUUAUAACUGAUGUUUUUUUUUAAACUGUUAACAUCUUUAUAUACUGUCACAAUAUUAGUAAAAUCAAAACUGACAGGCAUGAUGCCUACAAUUCAUAUUUCACUUCUUUAUGCAAUUUAUAAAAUGGUAAUAUACACUUUCACUUUUCCAUUGUAAUUUUUAAUAGUGAAAUUUAGAUUAAAUUUGUAUGGGUUAUUUAUCUCAUAUAUAGUAUACCUUAUGGGCAUGUUAAUAAAUUGCUUUUAAAAUGUAGCAUUUAAUUAUUGAAUACAUUAUUUUUGUCAUACAAUGGUGGAGUUUAAAUGCAUUUAUUUUUUGUCACUAAAGUAAGGACAAUCAACAAAAUCUUUCUUUGCUAAAGGUUCCCAAAUCUUUUUUCAAUCUGCAAAUUUAUAAAAAACAAUAUGCUUCCUGGAUCACUAGAAAUGCAUUACUAAUCUUAUUUUCGAUGUACAGAAGAAAAAAAAUUGAUCCCCUUAAAGGAUAGGCAAUUAUGAAUCAUUAAAAGUGUCUUUGUCUUAAGUAUCUGUAUCAAAGGUUUACAAUGUAAAGAAAGUGCUAUCUCAAAUAGGAAGUAGCCUAUACAUUUCUAGUGUCCCAGUCAUCUCUAUAUCUUGCUCAUUCACAUUGACAUGACGUAUUUUUUUUUAAUGGCCAAUUUAAUAAAUAUUAAAUGUUGCACUAAUAAUGUACAAUCUCAUGUACACUUGGUGGUGGGAAUUUCACAUUGCCUACAACGAAAUUUUUUUUUUAUCUCAUCCUUCACAUGAACACAAUUGUUACUUAUAAAUAGAUGAUAUAGAUAGUCUUUUAUCACCAGGUCACCUUUGGCUCUGUGACUCAUUUUUAGCAUUUUCUGUUUUAGCAAGUCAUGAGAUUUUUUUUACAAGAUGCUAUCUUGAUUUUUUUCUUGUCUGGUAGUUUUAAAUAGAUCAUAUAAAUAGCAUCAAAUGGCUGAAAUGAAACGACGAUUUAUACAUUCUAUUCUUCUAGUCACUAUUAUGUCACUGAAUUUAUCAAGCUGAAACACAAGUGCAAUUUGUUAGCCUCUUUACAGACAUGCUGAGAUUACUAUAAACCUUUCUGUACUUUGUAGCGAGUAGAGAUAAUAUCUGUUAUGUUUAUCAAUGUACAUAUCACCUUCUAUUAUUUUUAACUCUUUGCUAAUUUUCACUAUUUUAAUGCGAGACAAAAGAGUUUCUGUUUUAUUCUUUCAAUUUAAAAAAGAUUUUGUGCUGAAAGGCAGCUAAAUAAUUGUCAGAAGAGAAGAAAAAAUUCCAAGAAAAAAUAAUUGAAAAUUCUUUUUAGAUAUAUUUAUUAAGAUGGAUCUCUAUAAUCAUUUGUUAACACAUUUGAUUUAAUUGUAAUGGUUGUUAUCAUGAAUAAGCUUUUCCAAUAAGUCAACUUCAGGAAUCUUAUAAAAAAUAUCCUGCUGUCAUCUCUAUUUAUCUUCUAUGAUUGUCCAUAAAUCAAAACUGUUUGUAAUAUAUAUUAUACAAGUUGUAAAUACUGUAAAAGACUGAUGCAGUUGAUGUCAUUACACCAUGUUAAAACAUCAUCUGAUUGAAAGAUAGUGCAAGUUUUAUGCACAUAGAUCUAUUUUUUUUUUUCACAUGUUGAUGUUGUCUUGUUUUUUUUAUUUUUGAAGCAAAAAUUAACACCUUGUUUUUUGUCUUACUUGUUUCUUACUCAAUGGUCAUUAUUCCUAUCAAACAUUCACAAAUCUGUUUUUGUUGCUACUAAUCUAAGAAUCAAUGAAAAAUCUCUACUGUAUUUAUAUUUUAUUAUUAUUAUAUAAUGUUCACAUAUCUGAUAAUAAUUCUUCCAAGUUAAUCUCUCUUUACACAUGUUAAAUAUGUAAUUAACAUUAGUUUAUCAUUGCUAAUAUGUAUGCAUUGUCUACAUAUACAAAAUGAAGCAAGCAAGCUUAAGAAAUUAUAACCCCCACAUGCAAUCAAAAUGUUAUAAUAUCUGUGUAUCUAAUGAUAUGAGACUUUGCAUCCUUCACUUAUAGGUUAGAAUUAGAGGUUUUGAAUAAUUAUUCUUACAGAAUAUUUUGGGUUCUCAGGUACUAGAAUAAUUGUAUAAGAAUAACUAGCAGUUAUGAAGGGACUGUUAUUUUUUAAACUGGGGAGUUUAUCAGUGUUAAUUUACAGCUCCUUAUUGUAUUUAUGUACAUUUGUUAAAUUGUUGGCUAGGAUGACAGCUUGUCCAUCUUAUACAAUAGAAAUCUCUUUUUGAAAUAACUAGUAAGAAAUUAUUUUUAUCAUCACUUUAUGGGAACUUAAAUUAGUUACUUAUUUAAACUUUUAAUAAAUAGCCCCAACUACUAUUUAUUAUUAUAAAACAAAUCAGUUUUGUGAUAGUAGAAUGCAUAUUAUUUCUUUUUUACAUGUGCUUAAUUUUCUAACCCAGGAUUGAAGAUGGGUGUGUCCAUAAACUCAGUAGUUAGAUAAACAAUUUCUCUUUGUAAUUAAAAUAUUGUAUUUUUUUACUUGCACUGCUUGGCUGCGCCAUAAUUGUGAUGUACAGUGCUGUUGUUUUAAUAUUGUACCAUGUAAACUUUGUUGAAAUUUACCUCACUCAAUCUUGUAUAUGUUUACACAUUUAUAUAUGUUUACAAAAAAAAAAUCUACCAACGAUUGUUGAGCCAGUGAUCUCUCCUUCACAUAUCUCUAACCCUAUUCUUCCCUGCUUAGCUCUCUGCAUAUUCAGAUCUAUGACACCAAGCAUGAUGUUAAUGAACACAACUUUAGUCCUCAAACAACGAAAUGCUCCCUUUAAAAAGUUGUCUGCUUUCUUUAGAUUUGAGAUUAUUUCUGAUACAAUUACAAGUCAAAGUCUAUAUUUUUGUACAAACAAAGUUUUGUUUUGUAAUGUCAUUCUAGAUUUGUAUCUUCAAAUAUUCAACCUCUGAAAACGCAAGCAACCAAGUUAAUAAUUUGAAUUUUCAUCCCAGGUGGAGUUGUAUUUUUUAGUACUAGUAAAGUGUAUUUUCCUUUGUAGUUUUCAUGAGAUCACCAUGUAGUUUUAUGCUGGAUCAACCUGUUGUAUACACCUUGUAUACAGAUUGUGGCUCAUUUGUUGAUGUGAAGAUAGAAGUCAGCUGUUCUCAACAGGGUUUUAAAAAUGUGUUUGUCAUUUUGUGGCCUUCUAUACAGUUUAGGUAAAUUUAAUCUUUUUAAACUUUUUUUUUACUGGAAAAAUGUUAAUCAAAAUUUUAAUAGUUAUAAUUCUUUUAAGCAUGCUGUGGCAUAUUGAAAAAAAGGCUUUAUUUGAAAGUAAGUAUAGAAUAAGUACAUUAACCAUUUUUAAUACAAAUGCACUGAGUUUUUUCUGAUGUACAUAAAAUAGUAUUUUUUGCUUUUCUAACGAAAAAAAAAAAUCAAACACUUGAUAACAGCUGAUGGCAUUCAAUGUUGGCCAAGGUUUUACAUCCCAAACAAAUAAUUAAGAAGAGUAAAUGCACUAUCUUUUAUUAGUAAGUUGUAUAGGUUUAGUUAUAGAAGAAAAUAUAUGCUUAUUUAUUAUUAAAAUCAGGGUUUGUACUGCAAUUUUAGUCUUUAUAUCUCAGGUCUAAAUGUUUCUUUGUAUAUUUAUAUACAUAUAUAAAUAUAUACAUAUAUAUUUAUAUUAAAUUGAGGACAAACCAUUUAUGAAAACAUUGUAUCACUUUUUGAAUGUAUCACCUUUUCACAAACAGUGCCGUCUUUUUCUCUCUUUGUAUGUAUCUUCUUGUCUUUAUUUAUACUUGUAUAGAAUUAUUUAUUUCAUAUGGUGGAGGACACUAGUCACGAUUCUCAAAUUUUAUUUAUCCUUUUAUUUUUGUAUGGCUACUAUUUUACAAAAGCAAAUAUGACAGAAUUGUAUUGACAUAAAUGGGGUAUGCUGUUUUAAAAUCCACAUCUGCAACUUGUACUUGGAUCAUAGACUGAAGUCACAGCAUAGUUCUGUUAGUCUUAUGCAUAAUAAGUAAUGAUGUUGGUCUGUUACUUAUGGAAUCAGUUGGAUCAGGAGUGGAUGAAUAAUGCAGCUAUAAAUAUAUAUUCCACUAUUAUGGUUUCUCAUGUUUCUUCAUUUUUUUUAUGUUAUGAUUGAGAGCAACUAUCAUGACCAUUUAUACUGUCUCUGCUAUGUUUGUUUUUUUGGGUUUCUUUAAUUGAUUGUACCUUCUUGAUCUGUGUGUGUGUGUUUGUGCACAACAUAAAUAUGUUGACAAAUAUUUCUGUAGCAUGCCGCUAUUUGAUGUUGGAAGGUGUUUACUGCCUGUUUUGCACUUAAAUUUUGUAAGAACUUCUUUGGUGCACUUUUGUCUUGUUUUAUAUUGUGGUAUAGUGACGAGAGUGAAACUAAAUUUAUCAUUAUACAACCAGCCAAUACUUGGAUGUUUUUAGACCUUUCACUGUUUGGUUGUUUUGCUAUCAAUUAAAAGUCUUUUCUAAGGUGCCAUCUCUGUUUUUUUUAAAAUGCCAACAAGAAAGUUCACUAAACUGAGUUAUAAUUUGGUUAAAUAAAAUAUCACUCUCAGGAAAAACUUCCAAAGAAAUAAAUUCCCUACCUCUCCAACUUUGAAUGGUUAAUUCAUAUUUAUUUCUUUGUUGGGUUUAUCUUUUUAUUUGCCCUAUGUACAUGCUUCUUAGCAGCUGAUAUUAUAUUUGUUAUAAAUAAUAUUCUCAUCAUUUAAUAACUGCUGCCAAUGAUUCAGGUGUUAGCCCACAUUCGACUCAUUCAGUCAACAUUCUUUUUAUUUUGUUAUGUUGAUGAAAGUAGCAAUGAAUUUUGAAUACUGGAUAUUCUUUUUAUUAGCAUUUAAUCUAAGUUUGUAACAUUUUUUUAAUAGCAUACUUUAAAAAAAAAUUGAAUCAGUUUGAUACAUUUUGAAAAGAUUCUAAUCUGCUUUUGGAAGAGAUUAUUUUAAAUGCUUGUUAAAAGUACAUUGGAGUUUCUAUAUAUAAUCUUACUUUUUGGAUGUGUUAUUUUGAAGGGAAAAAAAUUCACCCACUGAAAUUAAUCAAUGUACAUUUUUAUUUAUUAUAACAUAUCAUCAUCAUAUUAUUUUGUGUAUGUGGUGAUGGGAAAAAACAUAAUCAAAAUAAUUAUUCAUAUUGAAUUUAUUUUAGAACUGCCUGCUGUAACAUUAGAUAAAUCAUUUAAAAUUAAUAUGUACUUUUUGUUGAUUUUUUUAAGAAAAAGUUUUUACUUUUUGAGAAUAGUCUUUUUGACUUAUAAUCAUUUUUUAAAAGUAGAACUGAUUUAUUGAUCUCUUAUUUUAUGAAUUAAUUAAACCCUUUUCUUCAACUUUUAUCUGACAUGUUAGUAAACCUUUGAUCCCAACAAAGAGAAAGGCAGCAGUUUAGACAUGAUUACCUAAAUUUAUCUUUGGGUAAGCCUGUUGUUUCUUUUCCCUGAAAACUUAAGACUAAAAAAUUAAGAAAGAUUAGUUUUUUUUAACAUUUUUUUUUAUAAGAGGAUGUUAAUAAUCCCCUUUUUUUUCUAUUUGUACAAGGUAAGAGUUUAUUUCCCCUACACUAAAAAAAAUCUAAAAUCUUGAGGAAAUCUUAAAUAGUGCUGUUAGAUUAAUUUUGUGUGUACUUGACCUUUUACUCUAUGAUGUAGUCCUGAUGAACUAUGUUAUGGUGUAACAUCAUGUUAUAGGUGAACUGCUGCUGUAUUUUGUUUCAAUAAACCCAUUUCUUUUGGUACUGGUUUGUACACAACACACAAAGCUUUGGCUUGCAGAGAAUAUCAGAUAAUAAUAAAGGUGU
Physella acuta is the source of this 9177-nucleotide messenger RNA. RefSeq lists its product as uncharacterized. NCBI's taxonomy places the organism in Eukaryota, Metazoa, Mollusca, Gastropoda, Physidae. The record is from RefSeq and is a predicted model, not a curated record.